CAUGGCGCUGAGAGCCGCUCUGCUGAAGAGUAUCUGGUACGCCUUCACGUCCCUGGACACCGAAGACAGCGGCAAAGUGUCCAAAUCACAGCUCAAGGUUUUGUCUCAUAACCUUCACAGCGUUUUGCGGAUUCCUCACGACCCUGCGGCCCUCGAGAGACACUUCAGCGACGAUGAAGACGGUCCCGUAUCCAGUCAGGGGUACAUGCCCUACCUGAAUCAGUUCAUACUGGACAAGGUGAUGGAGGGGACGUUCGUUAAAGAGGAAGUUGACGAGCUGUGCUGGACUCUCUCUUCCAAGAAAAACUACCGUCCCGAUGCGCAGCGGGUUUUGUCCAAUCAGGACGCCAUGCGGCUCUGGUGUCUCUUCAACUUCCUAGCGGACGACAGAUAUCCUCUCACACUCGUGCCGGAGGAGGCGGAGUAUCUGCUGAGGAAGGUCAGCAGCGUGAUGCCGGUGGAGCUGACCUGCGUGGAGCUGGAGGAGUUUCUGUCGCAGGAUGGUCUGAGCGUCUGGAGCUUUCUGGACGUGGUGAACGCGGCCGGCGUGAGUCGAGGACUGGAUGGAGAGAGCAUCGGCGUGGCUGUGGAGAAGGUCUACAGGGAGAUGGUGGGCAGCGUGCUGAAGGAGGUGCGAGCAUCUCAUCUACUCACUGCAUCGUUUGAGUUUCCAUAUCAUAGAAUACCAGGAUAUAUUAAAGGCGACAGAUCGAUCCAGACGGCUCUGCGUCUCUCCGCAGAAGGCCGGGUCUCGCUGCACGAGGAGCUGAAGGAGCGGCGGCGGGAGCUGCGCGAGGAGCGGGAGAGGAGGCGCGCGCUGCGGGCGGAGGAGACGCGGAGGCUGCUGGAGCUGCAGGGGGAGCGCGAGGAGCAGCUGGCUGAGCUGGAGCUUCUGAAGGAGGCGCAGAGACAGGCUCAGGUCUCCCUGCAGCAGGAGGAGCAGAGGAGGCGCAGCCAGCACGAGGAGCUGCAGAAAACCCUGCAGAGACAGCUACAGGAGGCGCAGGAGGUGUGUGCGAAUCUUCGCGCAGAGGUGGCGGUUCGCGAUCUGGAGGCUGAACACCAGCAACGGAGAAUCAAAGAGCUGGAAGAUCUUCAUCACAGACUACAGGAAGCUCUAGAGCAGCAGAUCAGAGCGAGACAGGAAGAAGAGACCUACAGAUACACACAGACCAGGCUGCUGGCGGAGGAGGAGGAGAAGGUGAAGUCUCUGCUGGUGCUGCAGGAGGACCAGGAGGAGCAGCUCCAGCAGACCCAGCGCGAGAAGCAGGAGCUCCUGCAGGAGAUGGAGAGGAAGUCUCAGUCUCUGGACGAGGCCCAGCACCAGCUGGACAAAGUGCGGGCCAGCCGACGUAGAGUGGACCAGGACAUCGCGGCUGCGCAGCGCAAACUCCGGCAGGCCAACACGAGCGUCAAACACUGGAACGUGCAGAUGAACCGCCUGAUGCACCCCAUCGGCCCUGGAGUUUGCGAAGUCAUUGGAUCGGAGCUCAUGGUUCAUACGGCGAACAGCGACGUCUGCUGGCGGUGA
Molecule: messenger RNA, 1531 nt
Organism: Sinocyclocheilus rhinocerous
Lineage: Eukaryota; Metazoa; Chordata; Actinopteri; Cypriniformes; Cyprinidae
Product: differentially expressed in FDCP 6 homolog
Exons: 10
Coding region: 2-1531 (509 amino acids)
Cellular component (GO): nucleus; cytoplasm
Source: RefSeq, a predicted model, not a curated record